Molecule: messenger RNA, 1349 nt
Organism: Rosa chinensis
Lineage: Eukaryota; Viridiplantae; Streptophyta; Magnoliopsida; Rosales; Rosaceae
Product: glycosyltransferase BC10
Exons: 2
Coding region: 92-1321 (409 amino acids)
Cellular component (GO): membrane
Molecular function (GO): glycosyltransferase activity
Source: RefSeq, a predicted model, not a curated record
UUCGUGGAUCAGGAUGAACUAUAAAUUUGUGUGGCUUCUCGAUUGAAGUCUCACACACACAACCGAGAAGCAGAGACACAAACCCACACAGAUGAAGCAGGGUAAGCUCACAGUGUUUGUAAAGGACCUUUCCACAGGCUAUUUGCAUGUUAAAACCACUAUCAUACUCUCUUUGUCUGUAUUAUUGCUUCUUUUCGUUCUGGGUAUGUUCAUUAUCGGUCACACUACGAAGGUCUUAAGUUCAGAGGUCUACUUCAUCCCCCAGCUGAAGACAUUUUCCCCACUCACAGCUAAUUGCACUAGCCACGCACAAUGUCAAUGCAACUUUUCUGCGUCUCCGCAGUUACUCCCUAUUAGUUCUCUUCCAAAUAUAAGAGAUUACAUAGCUCCCAAAGAGCUAUGGCACUCCAUGAGUGAUGAGGAGCUAAUAUGGCGAGCCUCUAUGGUGCCACAGGUCACCGAAUACCCUUAUAAUCGAACGCCAAAGGUCGCAUUCAUGUUCCUUGCAAAGGGAAAACUGCCAUUGGCGCCUCUUUGGGAAAGGUUUUUCAUGGGACAUGAAGGUUUCUUCUCAGUUUAUCUCCAUGCAGCACCGGACUUUAAGAACGAGCCCCCCGAAUCCUCAGUGUUUUACAAUCGGAGGAUACCAAGUAAGGCAGUUGAAUGGGGAAAGGCCACAAUGGUUGAAGCAGAGAGGCGCCUAUUAGCCAAUGCCUUACUUGACUUCUCAAAUGAGAGAUUUGUACUACUCUCUGAAUCAUGCGUACCUCUCUUCAACUUCACCACAAUCUAUGACUACCUCAUCAACUCGAACUACAGUUUCAUUAGCUCAUUCGAUGACCCGAGAGGCACCGGCCGGGGGCGCUACAACAGGCGAAUGUGGCCAACCGUGACAUUGUCCGAUUGGCGCAAGGGUUCACAAUGGUUCGAAGUUCACAGAAACCUUGCCCUGAAGAUAGUAUCAGAUGUAACCUACUACCCUAUAUUUAAGGACCUCUGCCAGCCUCCUUGUUACAACGAUGAACACUAUUUGGCAACUCUGGUGAGCAAAGUUGGCCCCGGCAAGAACUCAAAUAGGAGCAUUACCUGGGUUGAUUGGUCCGUAGGUGGGCCGCACCCUGCAACAUAUGGGAGGCAACAUGUGACAGAAGCGUUUCUGAAUCAGUUGAGACAUGGGUUUGAUUGUACCUACAAUGGUGGCAUUAGUAACAUUUGCCACCUCUUUGCUAGGAAAUUCCAUCCUAGUACAGUUGAGCCUCUGCUAAAAAUAGCUCCGACUCUGUUUGGAUUUAACACCGAUAAUAUUACCACUACAAAAUAACAUCAACAUGGUUUAAAUCAAGCAUCAA